Messenger RNA from Sinocyclocheilus rhinocerous, 621 nucleotides. RefSeq names its product RNA-directed DNA polymerase homolog. The coding region runs from base 1 to 621 and encodes 206 amino acids. Lineage: Eukaryota; Metazoa; Chordata; Actinopteri; Cypriniformes; Cyprinidae. The record is from RefSeq and is a predicted model, not a curated record. The transcript has a single exon.
AUGGACGAAUUUAUCCCUUGUCACUCCCUGAACAGAAGGCCAUGGAGGAUUAAUAUCGAAGAGGCUUUACAGCAAGGUUACAUCCGCCCUUCUACGUCCCCUGCUGCUUCCAGCUUCUUCUUCGUGGCCAAGAAGGACGGGGGUUUGAGGCCCUGCAUCGACUACCGGACACUCAAUAAGAGCACCGUGAAGUUUCGCUACCCACUUCCCCUCGUUCCAGCGGCUUUGGAACACCUCCGCGGAGCCACCGUCUUCACCAAGUUGGACCUCCGCAGCGCGUAUAACCUCAUCCGUAUACGUGAGGGGGACGAGUGGAAGACCGCCUUCGUGACUCCUACUGGGCACUAUGAAUAUCUUGUCAUGCCGUAUGGACUGGUAAACGCCCCCUCCUUAUUCCAGGAUUUUAUGCACAAGGUACUCCGGGAGUAUCUGCACAGGUUCGUCCUCGUCUACAUAGAUGACAUUCUAAUUUACUUCCGGAGCAUGGCCGAACAUCGCCACCACGUUGUGGAGGUCCUAGAGCGCCUGAGAGAGUUCCAUCUGUUCCUCAAAGCCGAGAAGUGUUCCUUCCAUCAGUCCUCGGUUCUACCAUUACAGCUCCAUAACCAGUCCACUCACUAA